This is a messenger RNA of Laetiporus sulphureus 93-53, 1389 nucleotides long. RefSeq lists its product as uncharacterized. The transcript has 8 exons. NCBI's taxonomy places the organism in Eukaryota, Fungi, Basidiomycota, Agaricomycetes, Polyporales, Laetiporaceae. The coding region runs from base 1 to 1389 and encodes 462 amino acids. The record is from RefSeq and is a predicted model, not a curated record.
AUGGCAGAGUUAGACUGCUUGCUAUGUGAACAGAGUCUCCAAUAUAAACUUGGUGCAGAAAUCAUCAUUACCGACAAAUGGGAGUGUGUCAAUCGCUCGUGCAAGAAAUUCGGCCAUAAAUUGCAUGCUGAGUAUAAGGAGUAUAUGGCUCAUCUUUAUACCCUGCGCCGAGGCAUCUUGCCUGCACAGAUCAUCACGCUGUAUUGUCGUGAAUGCAAGACAACCUAUCGGCCUAACUACUCGGUCUGUUGCGCUGAACGGGAUGACUCAUGUAGACGCUAUCUAUCUUGCAUGCCUCGCUAUCUUGAAGUGGUGGAACACUGCUACAUAGAAAGUGAACUUGCACAGCUUUUUGCAACACAAAUGGCAUUUUCGCAUGCAUCAGGCGAAGCCAUUGCGAGAAUAUACAACCUGUCGAUCAACACUCAGCAUAAUGACGAUUGUUUGAGCUCAGAGACCAUCUGGAACACAUUCUAUCUCUAUGCCUUACUGCGAGACUGUGUACGACAAUCUAUCGGACUAGUACUACCUCACCGUGGAAGCCAUAAAGAUCGUCUAAAUGCUCGAUUGCUUGAACGAAACUUGUGUGUGGCUGGAACAGGGCAGGAGCAGUGGGCGCAUGUGUGCAGAGAUUGUGUGAAAGUGAUUGUCGAGCAUGAUGGCUCCUGGUCUCGUAUCACUGCAUGUGUGAUGGAUGGUGUCACUGUCGGUCAUCCAAGGUGCAAUGUAGCCAACUGCAUUGAGUCGCUGGCAUCACUGCGUGAUCGCUUCUGUCCCAUCCAUGCCAAUUUGCAUAUGCGAUGCCAACUCAUGGUACGAUGCUGUGGGAUUAUUAUAUCACGAGUGACAUUUUUCCACGCAGAGUCUCUUGUCAAUGCCAUGAAUUUCAUUCUUGCCACUUUUCCAGCUCGCUUCCCCCACGCUCGUCCUUCCUAUCUCUUUUUUGAUAACAACUGUCAUCUGCUACAGCACCUGAUUGCCGCUGGUGAGCAUCGACUGGACACAAUAGGAUUUCCUGUUGAUGUCUUUCACGCUAUCAAUAAGCACAAGGACUCCGAUGCUUUCUGUCAGAUGCACUGCAAUCCAGCAGGUUUCCCUGAGCUUUACGAUGAGCACAACCAGUGGACAUUUAAUUCUUCAGCUGCCGAGCAGGCGAACGUCUGGUUUGGAAAGUUCCAAUCCAUAACGCGCGAGAUGACGAAAUCACACUACAACUUUUUUCUGGACGAGAUGAUUAAUAUUCGAAAUGCAUUUCUGGACGUUCAAAACAACGGAGGCCUUGCGAUUUGGGGCAUGACAGAUCGAGAGAAUGGCGGGGUGAUUUUCAAAGUGGCCACCAUCAACCUCAGCGAGGAAGCGAAGCAUCUCAGCCCUCGUCACCUUGUCUGA